UCAUUUCACACAGCGAAGCGAAGAGAACAGAGUAAGUCAUAGUGUACAGAAACAUCCUUCCAGAGAGUUCGAGCGACAGCGCCGUUAACGCAUUCUCAUUACUCCGGUUUAUCUUCUCCAACAUUUAGGAGUCAAGUCAGGUACUGGUACCAAUAUGAGAUUACUGGGCCUGUUUCUGGUGGUGGUCGGCUGCGUGUACGCCGAUGAUGAUGACAAGAAGGAAAAUGUCGGCACUGUGGUGGGCAUUGACCUUGGCACCACAUACUCCUGUGUCGGUGUCUUCAAGAACGGCCGAGUUGAGAUCAUCGCCAACGACCAAGGUAACCGCAUCACUCCAUCCUAUGUGGCCUUUACCAGCGAGGGCGAGCGUCUGAUCGGAGAUGCCGCAAAAAACCAGCUCACGUCCAACCCAGAGAACACCAUCUUUGACGCCAAGAGGCUGAUCGGGCGUACAUGGGGUGACUCCUCCGUGCAGCAGGACAUCAAGUAUCUGCCAUUCAAAGUUCUUGAGAAGAAGACCAAGCCCCAUAUUCAGGUAGAGGUUGGUGCUGGGCAGUUGAAGACUUUUGCUCCUGAGGAGAUCUCCGCCAUGGUGCUUACUAAGAUGAAGGAAACUGCAGAGGCUUACUUGGGAAAGCCGGUGACGCAUGCUGUGGUUACAGUCCCUGCCUACUUCAAUGAUGCUCAGCGUCAAGCCACCAAGGAUGCCGGUACUAUCGCCGGCCUAAACGUGAUGAGAAUCAUCAAUGAGCCAACCGCUGCUGCCAUCGCCUAUGGUCUGGACAAAAAGGACGGCGAGAAGAACAUCCUGGUGUUUGACCUCGGUGGUGGUACCUUCGAUGUCUCCCUGCUGACCAUCGAUAACGGUGUCUUCGAAGUGGUGGCUACCAAUGGAGACACUCACCUUGGAGGUGAAGACUUCGACCAGCGUGUCAUGGAUCACUUCAUCAAGCUGUACAAGAAAAAGACCGGAAAGGACGUCCGCAAGGAUGUCCGCGCCGUCCAGAAGCUGCGUCGUGAGGUGGAGAAGGCCAAGAGGGCCCUGUCCUCUCAGCACCAGGCCCGAAUUGAGAUUGAGUCCUUCUUCGAGGGUGAGGACUUCUCAGAGACCCUGACCCGUGCCAAGUUUGAAGAGCUCAACAUGGAUCUAUUCCGCUCCACCAUGAAACCCGUGCAGAAAGUCCUGGAAGAUUCUGACCUGAAGAAGUCUGACAUCCAUGAGAUCGUCCUUGUGGGCGGAUCUACUCGUAUCCCAAAGAUCCAGCAGCUGGUGAAGGAGUUCUUCAAUGGCAAAGAGCCGUCAAGGGGCAUCAACCCUGAUGAGGCCGUGGCUUACGGAGCUGCUGUGCAGGCUGGAGUUCUCUCAGGAGAGGAAGAUACAGGAAACAUUGUGCUUUUGGACGUGUGCCCUCUGACUCUUGGUAUCGAGACUGUUGGAGGUGUGAUGACCAAACUCAUCCCUAGGAACACUGUCGUGCCCACCAAGAAGUCUCAGAUCUUCUCCACAGCUUCUGACAACCAGCCAACUGUCACCAUUAAAGUUUAUGAAGGUGAACGUCCACUGACCAAAGACAACCACCUCCUGGGCACCUUUGACCUAACAGGCAUCCCUCCAGCACCCCGUGGCGUUCCACAAAUCGAGGUCACAUUUGAAAUUGACGUCAACGGCAUCCUAAGGGUCACGGCUGAAGAUAAGGGCACGGGCAACAAGAACAAGAUCACCAUCACUAAUGACCAGAACCGGUUAACGCCCGAAGACAUUGAGCGCAUGGUGAACGACGCUGAGCGCUUUGCGGAUGAAGACAAGAAGCUGAAGGAGCGCAUCGACUCCCGGAACGAGCUUGAGAGCUACGCCUACUCGCUCAAGAACCAGGUAGGAGACAAGGAGAAGCUGGGUGGCAAACUGUCCUCUGAAGACAAGGAGACCAUCGAAAAAGCAGUGGAGGAAAAGAUUGAGUGGCUCGAGUCGCACCAGGAUGCUGAAAUCGAAGACUUCCAAGCUAAGAAGAAAGAGCUGGAAGAAAUCGUCCAGCCGAUCAUCAGCAAGCUGUACGGUAGCGCAGGCGGACCACCACCAGAAGAGGGUGGUGAAGAUGAGAAGGACGAGUUGUAGGUUGCUGCCUGAUUCCAUUUUUCAAGCUGGGUUUUUUUUCUUUUCUUUUUUUUCCUUUCAGCUCUCCUGAUAUGCCCUUACCCUCUCUGGAUUGAGAAAAAAGAAAAAAAAAAAAAAAAAACAGGACAGAUGUACAUAGUUGAUGGACAAUUGUGAGGCGAAGGUAUAAACAGGUGGGGCAAGCAUAAAAUCACAAAUUACUUCUGAAAAGGACUUUGAGCACAUCAAGAGUUGUUGCUCUUCACCGAGGUGGAGAUUUAAUCAGCCUGGAUUGAGGCUUGCUGCUGUUCUCAGGCAGUUGGAGAGGAGUUCUGUGGAUUUGGGUGGGUUCGGGCAGGGUGGGUGGGAAGGGGUUAGAAUUUAGUGGGUGUGUUGGGUCCUGGGGAAAAACAUCAAUGUUCACAAACUCAAGUUAUUUAUUUAAAUCUGGCGAAUGUAGAGCGUUUCUACCGCAAACUCAUGGAAAUAAAUGUUUGAUACAAAAUGA
Molecule: messenger RNA, 2600 nt
Organism: Clarias gariepinus (North African catfish)
Lineage: Eukaryota; Metazoa; Chordata; Actinopteri; Siluriformes; Clariidae
Gene: hspa5
Product: heat shock protein 5
Exons: 9
Coding region: 155-2113 (652 amino acids)
Biological process (GO): cellular response to unfolded protein; protein refolding; endoplasmic reticulum unfolded protein response
Cellular component (GO): endoplasmic reticulum chaperone complex; endoplasmic reticulum lumen; membrane
Molecular function (GO): ATP binding; heat shock protein binding; ATP-dependent protein folding chaperone
Source: RefSeq, a predicted model, not a curated record